GGAUAACUUCUUCUUGGACAUCCUUUGCUCGUUCCUACGACCCGUUACUACCUUAUCGGUAUAUGACAAACGGAAAUCCUUGAGACAAACGGCACCAUGCCUUCUUCGGACGGUAAGUUAUGGACGGCCAACAUUGCCAACGAUGAGACGAGCAUUGCGGCAGCAUCGCUUUUGCGUGUGCUCGAAGGUGUUGCAGUUGCUACCAACGCACCUGAUGGAUAUGUUCAACCAUUAGCCCAGUGGCUACGACACUACGGAGUCACUAAAGGCAGCAAUCCGCCUCUAGGUACACCACCGACCGAUGCCAAAACGACCCUUGAUCUCGCUCUCCCCUUUGGCGAAUGGCGUGCGGCCAUUGCUUCCAGUUCCGAGAACAACAAAGAAGGUGUCCAGCAGCUCGCCCAAAUUACUCUGGCUGUUGCGUUACUGCGAGAGAAGGCACGGCGCGGGCUGGAUGUUGACACAGCGAGCCUCGAUACAAUCUGGAGUCUGAUCCACAAAGCUAUCAUCAGUGCGCAAGGAACUAAGCUUCAGCUCCUUGUUUGCCGCAGUGCUCAGGGAUUUCUGGCUGUCCCGCUAUGCAGUCUGCUUAAAGAUGGCCGCAUUGAGGAACUAUGGCGGUUGCAUACAUGGCUGCCUGAUGGGCGGCGGGGCGAGUUUGAAGUUUGCAUUCAUGCCCACCAGCCAUUUGCACAAAGUUGGACAUUACUGGGACAUGGCACAAACUGCAACUUCAAAGUCGACAGCCCUGAUGAUCCCUCUUUGACCACUCAUGCAACUUAUGGAUGUUGCUAUGUCGCCGAAGAUGGCAAGCUGGGUGGGUCGGGAUAUCUCCGAAUGAGCUCAACCAUAAGAAACACGGGAAGACUCGUAAGAGUUACUCCGGGCAGCCGCGAACCGCAUUCGCGUGACAUGACUUACAGCGUUCCGGCGGGCGCGUACCACCGAUCAAUUGUGUCAGGUAGCAGAGUGCAUGCAACGUUUUUCGUCUUCGAUGCGCACCGCGGCUACGUCGACAACACUGCUGUUCUCGGCCCGAAGGAUGGUAGUGAGUGGGCACAACCACGAGAUGCGGAUGGUAUCACGCCCCAAGCCCUAGCACAAACGGUGGGCGCAACUCGAAAUUGGGAGCAAGCGCAAGGAGUCACGCUUGAAGGGGACGAUGAAAAUGCUACUGUGAUGGGCUAUUACAGAUUCUUCCGUGGUUUAGGACUGCUGCAGGCUGGGCGACGAGAAGAUGCAUUGCAGUAUUUCAAUCCUCCUAAGGGUUGCACACCUGCGCAAGCGUUCGCUAGGGAGCCCUCGCAGCAGCACCGUGAAUACAUCAAGAAGCUCAUUGAAGUAGAGGCUGACUUAGACCUGGUGGAUGAGUCAGGCUACAAGGCAUUGGACUAUGCGGUUCAAAACGGAGAUACUGAGACCGAAGCACUCAUUCGUGGACAGCCAUCGGCAGCAUAGCGGUGAGCGCAGAAUCAGGGAGGUAGCGUGGUAUAUACCUUACGCAUGGUAUGCAAGAGUAACGCUAAUAUUUAUCUUGUCUCAAAAUGUCAUGAAAUUCCAUAGAAAUCUCGUUGCAAUCACAAUGACUCGAUUCUCUCCC
This is a messenger RNA of Hyaloscypha bicolor E, 1600 nucleotides long. RefSeq lists its product as uncharacterized. NCBI's taxonomy places the organism in Eukaryota, Fungi, Ascomycota, Leotiomycetes, Helotiales, Hyaloscyphaceae. The record is from RefSeq and is a predicted model, not a curated record. The transcript has a single exon. The coding region runs from base 97 to 1458 and encodes 453 amino acids.